Messenger RNA from Ascochyta rabiei, 675 nucleotides. RefSeq lists its product as uncharacterized. The coding region runs from base 1 to 675 and encodes 224 amino acids. The record is from RefSeq and is a predicted model, not a curated record. Lineage: Eukaryota; Fungi; Ascomycota; Dothideomycetes; Pleosporales; Didymellaceae. The transcript is spliced from 2 exons.
AUGAUGACUAUGAGCUCGAGAGUGGACCUUGACCGUCUCACUGAACACCGUAAUUGCUACCCUCAGUACCCUUUCGAGUCUUCAUUACAUCUUUUACAACCAUCUUCCCUAGUCUGCAUCGCAUCGGACGAUGGGGCUUUAAUCCGACGAGUCGACUGGUCACCCGAACCCACUGUCCCGGAUGAUUUACAUAAAAGCGUCCCUCCUAAGCCAGCGCCAGCCAAGUCAGCCAAACCUGCUUCAGGAAUACCAGUAAGACCAGCACCAGCCUGGCCAGGAAAGCCAGCCCAGCCACCAGCCCAAGCCACUCCCAAGAUCAGCCCGGCUCCGGCUGGCAAGCCCGUCGUCUGGCCAGCCGUCAAAAUUCUCUACGUGACAACCGCGUUCGACACGUGUGGCAUAUUCGUGGACUGCGAUGAGCCGGGCGUGGACGUUGAGCGUCUGGGGGCCCGCGCCGUGACCAUCACCCAUGCAGCUCACGCAGCGCCGACCCCAGCACACACGCCUGCUCUUGUGCGCAGAGAUGUGCGCACGUGCACUGCUUCUGCAGCCAAGGUUACCAUCAAGCACCUCGACUAUCCGAGUGCGCCGGAUCUGUUACAGGGGCCAAUGGCGCAAAGGUCAGGCACAAUGUUUUUGAUUACAAGUCCCACGAGCUCUUGGAUUACAAAGUGA